AUGGCCUCAGCUUUCCUGUCCUGUGUUGCCCUCUGUAUAAUUUGUCCGGUCUUCUUGGUGACUGCCUUGCCCCUUACUGAACCACCCUUGAUCCAUGGCCAUCCCUUUGUGGCCAUAUGGAAUGCUCCCACUGAUGAAUGCAAACAGCUGGAAAUCCCACUGGACACAGCUGCCUUCCAGGCUGUGACUACUCCUGCAGCUCUUCCAGGUCAGUUUCUAACCAUCUUUUAUGAAGACCGCCUCGGCCUUUACCCAAAAGUUGACAUCACUAAGCGCCGACGCUACAAAGGUGGUGUCCCCCAAAAUGGCAAUUUAACAGAGCAUCUUGCCAAGGCACAACGACAAAUAAAUAAUUACAUCUCUCAAGAUUCAUCUCCUGGACUGGUUGUGAUUGACUGGGAGUCCUGGCGCCCUCUAUGGGACCUGAACUGGGGAUCCAAACGUAUUUAUCAGAAAUUGUCCAUAGCUCAUGCUCUGCAAAUGGCGCCAUUUUUGACAUCAAAGCAAAUUUCUAAAUUGGCAAAGAACCAAUUUGAGCUUGCCGGGCGUCGCUUCAUGGAGAAAACAAUCAGUCUUGGCAUUGGCAAUCGCCCAAGUCGUCGCUGGGGCUUCUACCUUUUUCCUGAUUGCUACAACUAUGGAUGGGGUAAUGCAAACUACUCAGGGAGGUGCUCCAAAGGUACUGUGAAGCAGAACAAUAAGAUGAUGUGGCUGUGGCAACGAAGCACUGCGCUUUUUCCUUCUGUCUACCUCCACAUGUCUCUGAGGAACUCACCCCGGGUGGCACUUUAUGUCCGUAAUCGUGUUCAGGAGGCACUGAGGGUGGCAGCACUGCCUAAACGUCCCUACACUGUGCCGAUCUACAUCUACUCAAGACCUCUCUACAGGGAUCAGACUGAACAGUUUGAGACUCAGACAGAUCUUGUGAAUACUGUUGGAGAAUCUGCAGCCUUGGGAGCAUCUGGAGUCAUUAUGUGGGGAGGAAGUAAAGAUUAUAACAACAAGGCUACCUGCCAAUCUCUGUCUGAGUUCCUGACCUCCACCUUCAACCCUUACAUCGCCAACGUGACGGCUGCUGCCAUGCUCUGCAGUGAGGUCUUAUGCCAGGGAAAUGGCCGCUGUGUGAGGAAGAACUACAACUCUUCAAACUAUCUACACCUGAACCCCAUCUACUUCCACAUUCUUCGGGCUGGUGGGAAGUACGUAGCUGUCGGUCUGCCGUCCGCCAGUGAUCUGAAAGCCUGGGCUGAGAACUUCACCUGUCAGUGCUACGCUGGGUGGCGCUGCUCCCCCAAGUUGCAGCAACCAACCAGCAUUAAAGUUAUCACUGUUUAAUCUGUGAAGGAAGUAAAACUCUCUUAAAUCUGA
Molecule: messenger RNA, 1368 nt
Organism: Nematolebias whitei (Rio pearlfish)
Lineage: Eukaryota; Metazoa; Chordata; Actinopteri; Cyprinodontiformes; Rivulidae
Gene: spam1
Product: sperm adhesion molecule 1
Exons: 3
Coding region: 1-1335 (444 amino acids)
Biological process (GO): carbohydrate metabolic process; hyaluronan catabolic process
Cellular component (GO): acrosomal vesicle
Molecular function (GO): hyalurononglucosaminidase activity
Source: RefSeq, a predicted model, not a curated record